CCAGCACCGCCACAACAGCUGGGGAAGGAUUUCCGACCCACUCACAGCGAAGAUGGUGGCAGUUACAAGAGUGGGGAGGUUACUGUCGCCGGGAUAGGAGGGAGAAAUAUACAACUGUCUGUCUUUUUUUAUUCAGAUCCUAAUUCAGUCUGAGAGCUAAGACAGGGAGGGGGCAAAGGGUGGCAACCAGCCACCGAACGGACGGAAGAGGACGCACCACAGCCGGAGCGCACAGCGUUGUGUUUGUUGGACACAUGCAAGCCUGCGAAAACUAGUGCUACUCAGACCUGAGGAAUUGGUUGCGAUCAGAAGAUAAGGAGCAUGUUUUUUUUUUCUUCCGGAUAAUCCAACCGAGGAUCACCAAGAUCCAGAGCCGCUCUGUGGAUUUUCCCCUUUCUUUGCUCCAAGGGAAUGCGAGAAGAGGAAAUCCAGUCUCAUCUCCAAAUAAGCAGAGACUCCUAACUGGGUCUCCGCUCCAAACGCAGGAAAUACGGCCUGGAAGAAAAAAGAAAAGUUUGGGAGGCUUUGAGAGGGGGGCCUUUACCAUAACAUUUUAACCUUAGCAAUUCUCAUGCUUCUGGGAAUAAGUUCAAGAAAACAUUCCCAUUUUACAUGCUGCUGGUGGUGUUAUUUCCAAGAGUUUUGAUCUUCACUAUUUAUAGCCCAGCCUGUUCCGACCGAGGCUGUUCCCCGUAGCUGCAUAUGUGUUUUGCCAACUGCGCUCAACAAGUUGCAGACACUCCCAGCACAGGCAAAAGACACGCUAAAAACUGGUGCAUGGACAGUUUUUCUUUUCAUUUAGUGCGGAUCAUGCGUGUUUAAGAGAGGAAGUGGGGGCCAGACCCUGAGCACCUCUCUUUGGGAAAGCGGAGAGAAAGAGAAAGAGGGGUGGGAAUAAACAGUGGAGAUCCGGAGCGGGGAGUACAGGAAAGGACGGGGCUGCAUCCGUGUGAAUAGGCCUGGCUGUCAGGGGCCUCUUCUGUGAUUCGGGUCUCCCAAAAAAAAAAACAAAAAAAAAAAAAAACUCGCAUUUUGUUGCAAAAGAAGAAAAUGGGGGGCCUGCUGAAAUAAAGAUGGCAGGAGAAUCUUUGGGAAUGGGAAAUGGAAAGCCUUCGCGCUCUGAGUGCUGUAUUAGAGUGGAUGCAGUGGGAGGUAAUUACUGCUCGCACACUUUUUAAUUAGCUGAUUUAAGACUUUUCAUCCAUUUAUGACUCCUGUUAUUUUUUGAUAAGCUAAUAUUUUUGCAUUAGAGUAUGCUUAUAUAUUUUCUACACUUUAUCAUUUCUAAUGAGUGCAGUUUAAUGCAUUUUCGUUGUAGCACGGGUUGCUGCUCAUAAUCAUACUAUUUUAUAAGGGAAAGGGAGUAUAAAUAGAGCAGUUAUGCAGGGUGUUACAAUCAGGAUAGUCCGACUUUUGUAACCAACUGUUGACAGUUUUUUUUUUCUCAAACAAUUAAGGAAUGAUGUAAAAAAAACUUUAUAAUAUCGCACAGUUAGUGGCGAUAAUUGCAAGUCUUGCACAUUGAAGAAAAAAAACCAUUGCACCACUAUAAGCAGCCCUUUUCCGAGAAGGAUGUUCAGUCCAGGAGGCAGAAAACGUGAUAAUGAUACUGUUGGCACCACAGCUGGAGAGAAAGCUGGACAGCCUCUUUGGAGACGGAUGCGUACAAUACGAGCAGUGACGCAAAGCCACGGCUCAGAUAAUGGUGUGCUGUAGAAGCUGGAACGGCGCAUCUUAAUGUGAGUGUGGGUAGCCGAUACGUCUGUCCACUUCAGUGUUUUUAUUCCAACGAACACCUUUUUGUGCUGCCUCCCUCUCCGUAUCUGUCUUCCUCUCCGUCUCUGAUUUGCCUGAGCGGCACCAGAACAAAUUACCGAUUGAUUGGCACCACCCUCCCCACCCCAUCUCCUUAGCCCCCGCUCGUCAGCACGAGUCAACAUGGCAACUCUGCAACAUCACAGACAGCUUCUUAUGCACGGCACGGAGGUGAGCUGCGACUCAGGCAUGGGCGAUGGCGCCAUCACGGUGCGGAUUGCCAGUAAUUCCACAUGGAUGCAGCAGCAAAAGCAUCUUGAGCCACUUCGGGUUGCAAAGAGUGAAGGAGGAGGAGGGGGUGCCAGUAAAGUGAACCCUGCCCUGCACAAGUACAGCAUCUCCUCCAGCUGCAGCUCAGCAGACUCUAGACCGGUCAUAACUUCCACUCCCAGGGUGCAAAAGAGGGCCCCUCCACUGUUUGAACGUUCUGCUGCCCAGUGCUGGGACCCCAAGUUUGACUCCCCUGUCCUGGAGGAGGCCUGCCAGGAGAGAUGCUUUCCUCAGAAGCAGAGGCGGUUCCGUUAUGUCCUCUUCUACCUGGCAGUGGCUUCUCUACUCUGGGGGUUGUACUUUGGUGUGAACAGUGGCCGCUGCGACCCUGUGACCUUCCUUGCCCCCACUGCCGCUUUUCUGACAUUGUUGGUGCUCCUAUUUUUGUUCACCUUCACCAAGCCAUACAUGUGGCUGUACAACCAGACCUCUCUGCUGCUAAUAGCACUUACUUUUGCUGUCACAUUGGCUCCACAGAUACAAACUGCUACCUAUGACUGGGCUGCUGAAGUGAAUGCCUCUUACAUCUCUCUGAACAAAGAGGUUCCCCAUCAUAUGUCGUGCAUCUCCCCCGUUGGCACAUUUUCCCUCUGCAUGGAGGUCCUGUUAUUAGUAUACAGCGUCCUCCAUGUCCGUCUGUAUGCCUCAGUGAUGCUGGGUCUCCUGUAUUCCAUCUUAUUUGAGGCUUUUGGAUGGCUGCCGUUGCUUCAGAGAAGCUAUGAAGCUACUGGACAGGUGUCAGCUUUGCAAAACACGCUCCUCUGGCUUGGCCCAGCCAAGGGUCUACUCCACUUAUGUGCGCACGUCAUUGGCAUCCAUCUUUUUAUCAUGUCUGAGGUACGUUCCCGCAGCACCUUUCUUAAAGUGGGCCAAGCCAUAAUGCACGGCAAAGACUUGGAGGUGGAGAAGGCCUUAAAGGAGCGAAUGAUCCACUCAGUCAUGCCGAGACGAGUUGCAGAUGAGCUGAUGAAGCAAGGCGAUGAUGAGGGUGGCGGCGAGAAUUCUGGUAAGAGAUAUUCCUCUGGUGCCUGCUCUGCCUCGGCCGUGGCGGUGGGCGGUGGAGGAAGUGGAGGAGCUCUACAAAGCCAAAAUGUAAUAAGUUCUAAGAAUAACCCUCAUAGCAAUCACAGACGUAAAAAGACUUCCAUACCCAGAGGACAGAUAAUAUUCAGACCCUUUAACAUGAAACGCAUGGAGCCUGUCAGUAUCCUCUUUGCAGAUAUUGUGGGCUUCACAAAAAUGUCAGCCAAUAAGAAGGCGCCGGCCCUGGUGGGUCUUCUUAAUGACCUGUUUGGACGUUUUGACAGACUCUGUGAAUUAACCUGCUGCGAGAAGAUCAGCACUUUGGGAGACUGCUACUACUGUGUAGCAGGGUGCCCCGAACCCAGAACAGACCACGCUUACUGUUGUGUCGAGAUGGGAUUAGGCAUGAUCCAGGCCAUUGAGCAGUUUUGCCAGGAGACGUGCGAGACUGUCAACAUGCGCGUCGGCGUCCACACCGGCACUGUACUGUGCGGGAUCCUGGGAAUAAAAAGGUUCAAGUUUGACGUGUGGUCAAACGACGUCAACCUGGCGAACCUGAUGGAGCAGUUGGGUGUAGCAGGAAAGGUUCAUCUGUCUGAAGCUACCGCCCAGUUCCUGAAUGACCGUUACCAGAGGGAGGAUGGGCAGGUGGCCGAGAGAGCAGGGCAGAGUGCUAUCGAGAAACUGAAAGGAAUGAAAACCUACCUUAUCUCAGGAAGGAAGCUGGAUCAUGAUGUGCAGUGUGGCUGCUCUCAGGUGGGAGUGCCCGGUGGGGAAUUCGUGGGGGUCAACAUGCCUUCCUGCCCUCAGCCUCGUACGCCAGACCUCAUCCACGGAGCAGCGCAAGCUGCUGAGUCCCUGCUGCCUUACAAACCAUCGGACAGAACUGUGCCUCCGUGUGUUUUCCAUGGCACCGUGCGGUCUUCCAUGGCAGAGCAGGGCGAUGAUGUGGCUGUCCUGAACGGCUGCCAGGAGGAACACAAGGCCAGCAGUGCCAAGUUCCUCCCAGGCCACAGCCCGAGAACGGCCAACGGUCUCCUGAGCCCCCCACUGGAGGAUGCUGUGCAUGCCAGCCAGAGCUCCCUGUGCGACAUCCUCCAGGACAAAGAAAAGAAGACCAGCACCAGCACAGGGACCGGCACUAGCCUUGGUAUGGCGGCGGCAGUGGCAGCAGCAGGUACGGGCAUGGACCACUCUGCCCUCAUCCAGCUGCGUGCCAAGAACUUCAAACAGAAGAGUGACGCCCACUUUGUGGAGGUUAUCAGGGAGGACAGUCUGAUGAAGGACUACUUUUUCAAGCCGCCCAUCAACAAGAUCAGCUUGAACUUUCUGGAGAGACCUCUGGAAAAGGCGUAUCGCAGCAGCUACAAAGAAGAGGUGAAAAACCGGGUUCCUGUGCGGACGUUUGCCAGCCCCACUUUCAGUUCCUUCCUGGAUGUUCUCCUCAGCUGCUUUGUCUUCCUGGCCUUGACCGUGGCUUGCUUCCUUCCGUCUCUGGUCAACCCGGCUAGUGUGGGUUCCCCGGCGCUCGCUGCCCUGAUCCUGGCUCCUCUGGCUGGUUUGUUGGACCUGGCCUCUCUGGUGUUCUCCGUACGCAUGGCCUUCUACCUGGAAGACCUGAAGAGCUAUACUCGCUCCCUGGCCUUGCUGGUCUCUGGCUGGGUGUCUCGUCAUCUCAUCGGGGCUGUGUUGGUCUCCCUUCCUGCCGUCUCUGUCUUGUCCCACAUCAGCAUACAACUUCCUCUCCAGGUGACCAUGUUCCUGUGCUGUGCCACCAUCUUGGCCAUAAUUCAGUACUGUAACUUCUGUCAGCUGAGUUUUUGGAUGAGAUCCGUUUUCGCCACAAUUACCGGACUUGCUCUUCUGCUGAUGCUGUACAGUCCUGUUCCCAGUUCAAGUAAUAACGCCGUGCCAGUUCAUGGGCAAAACUUUUCCACGUCCGGUGAUGGGGUUUCAGAGUUGGGCCUGAAUUCUUCUCCAAGACUCUUUGAUUUUCUGGUCACAGAGGCUAUCCUAGCCUUUUUCUUGCUUCUACUUCUGGUCUGGUUCCUGAAUCUUGAGUCGGAAGUCAGCUAUCGUCUUCAUUACCACGGCAAUGUGGAGGCUGACAAACAUCGCUCCAAAAUCCAGACGAUGCGAGACCAGGCUGAGUGGUUACUGGGCAACAUCAUCCCCAUCCAUGUCGCCGACCAGCUCAAGGAGGCCCAGAGCUACUCCAAGAACCACGACAGCGUGGGGGUGAUAUUUGCCAGUAUCGUUAACUUCAGCGAGUUCUACGAAGAGAGCUACGAGGGAGGAAAGGAGUGCUAUCGCGUUCUGAACGAGCUAAUUGGUGACUUUGAUGAGCUCCUUCGGAAGACCGAGUUCAGGAAUGUGGAAAAAAUCAAGACGAUCGGCUCCACGUACAUGGCUGCAUCAGGGCUCAACGUCCAGCAGAUGGCAGAUGACGAAGACGAGUCUCCCCAUGCCCACCUAAGGGCGCUUUUCAACUUCGCCCUAGAGAUGAUGGGUGUCCUGGAUGAUUUCAACAAGAACAUGCUGGGCUUUGGUUUCAAGCUGCGCAUUGGGUUCAACCACGGUCCACUGACGGCGGGGGUGAUCGGCACGACUAAACUGCUCUAUGACAUCUGGGGGGACACGGUCAACAUAGCCAGUCGCAUGGACUCGACCGGCGUGGAGUGUCGGGUGCAGGUGAGCGAGGAAAGCCACGCCGUCCUCAGUGCCAUGGGUUUGGAGUUUGACUAUAGGGGGACGGUCAACGUUAAGGGCAAAGGCCAAAUGAGGACCUUUCUGUACCCUAAAAGUGGAGAGAGCUUUUGCCAGGACCGAACAGAGGUGGCAGUUGGAGUUGGACCCAUAAUAUUAACUUCCAAUAAGACUUCAGCAGCUGUUGCAUCUUCUUCCUCCUCUCUUCCCAAUCAGUUCACUCAACCCCAAAGCACUGUCAUGGCUCCAGGCGCGAAGCCUGAGCCUGACCCAGCGACGAGCACAGAAGAGAGGGAUGAAGGAUACAGGGACUCGGCACAUAUUCCAGAAGAGUCCCCUGGCAGAGACUUCAACACCCUUCCCCACUCUGAUCUCGGCCCAGCUUCACAGGCGUCCUCUAAGACAGAUCCCGCUCCUCUCGCACUUCAGGAGGAGGAAGAGGUGAACGAGCUUACAAAACUCAAUGAGGAGUUUUAUGCUCGUCUCUGAUCCUAGAUCCCACUCUUCUUCUGUCUUCUUUUGUCCUGCUGCCUCCUCAGGACUGAAAAGGGCAAGGAAAUCUCUUCCUUUCUGUCUUAGACAUGGAAGACGCAGCGGAUCAUUGCUUUGGUGACUUGAAAAGGAGGUUGCUGAGGAUCUUCUAGCCAGAGUGGAUUUUAGACCUGUGUUGAGCACAGCUGUUUAUCAUGAUGAAAAGGAUUAAGAAAGAGGAAAAAGGGACAAUUUUUGAGGUGUUGUUUGUGUCUUUUCUUAAUAUUGUUUAUCCAGUGCCUUCAGGACUAGAGCAGUGAUCAAACAAAUAUGAAAACGAACAAGAUUUAACAACCUAAAUUACAGAACAUGCUGUAGUUUCUUACUUCAUGCUUUGUUUUUUUAAUGCAGGUAUUUUUUUUUUUUUUAUUCAUUACCGUUGUGCCAUAUCACUCACUAAGGGAAAAUCGUUUUAGUUUUUAUGUAAGUGCCAAUGCCGUAUUAUAGGCUUUGUGGGAAAUUAUGGGGAAAUUGAGGGAAUUACACAAAGCAGUGUUAAUAUUAUGUAUUCUGCUUUGAUACAAGGGCCUAAAUACAGUAUUCAUUUAUGCCCAGAGAUUCACUUAUAAGGGAAUAUGCUGCAAAGCAGGCUGCUUCGAUUUUAGCUUGUGUAGCAACUUGAUGAACAUUUUAAACACAGCUCUUGCACAGUGUUCUUGUUUUAUUUUUACCACUUGUAUUUAGCAGUUUUUACAGCUUGAUUGCUUCUAAGAAAUCUUUGAUAAAGAUCAUACAGUAAAAAGCACAAAAACUACACACAUAAGGGAAUAUAGAUCUUAAUAGGAUGUGUUUCUGAAGUAGUAACACCAUCAGUAAGCGGCAAGGCACUCUUAACACCUACAGUGCCUUGCAAAAAUAUUCAUACAUCUUCAACUUUUUUUGUUUUGUCAUGUUCCAUCCCCACACUUUAAUAUAUUUUAUUGGGAUUUUAUGUGAAAGGCCAACACAAAGUAGCAAAAAAUUGGUGGUAGUGAAGUGGAGGCAAAAUGAUUAAUGGUUUUCCAAUUUUCUUACAAAAAUAAAAAUCUGAAAAGUGUGGGUGUGCAUUUGUAGCCAGGUCCUCCAAGUCAAUCCCUUGUGCAGCCACCUGGCUUUAUACAUCUAGAGACUAAAAUAUUGCCUUUUAUUCUUUGCAACUGACUUAAGCUCAGUGGGAUUGAGUAGAGAGCAUCUGUAAUAGGCACUUAUAAACUCUUGCCACUGGUUCCAAGUCAGAUUUUGGCUCUGAACAUUAGGCCAUUGUAACAUGAAUAGGCUUUGGCUUAUACAGUUCUAUUGUUGCUCUGGAGGCAUGUAUAGGUUCAGUGUCAAACUGAAAGGUGAACCUUUAGUCAUUUUCAGCCCUUAAAAGGUUUUCUUCCAAGAUUAGCACCAGCUUCUGUAUCCAUUCUGAAGAAGCAUCAACUGCAUGAUGCUGCUGUCACUAUAUUUCACUAUGUUGAUUGUGUGUUCAGAGUGAUGUGCAGUGUUAGUUUUCUGUCCCCUAUAUGGACUGUGUAAAACUUCAAACAGGACUUCUUAUGGCUUUCUUUCAACAAAGGCUUUCUCAUUGCCCCUCUUCCAUCAAAGCCAGAUUUUGGAGUACAAAACAAAUAGGUGUCCUGGUGAUAGGUCCUCCAACCUGAGCUGUAGAUAUCUGCACCUGUCCAGAGUUACUAUGUGCCCCUUGCCCUCUUCUUUAACGCUCUCCUUGUCUGUCAGUUAAGGUGGUCAGCCAUGUUUUAGUAAGUUUGCAGUUGUGCCAUAAUAUUUUAUAACCUAGCCUUCUCCACAACUUUAUCCCUGAUGUGUCAGGUGUGUGCCUUGGUCUUCAUGAGGUUGUUUAUUCAUUAAUAUUCUCUAAAAAAAAAACCUCUGAGGCCUCCACAGAACAGCUGGAUUUAUACCAAAAACUAAUUACACAAAGUUAGAUAGUUUGCCUAUUAGGUGACAUGUUUUUAUUUAGGAGUAUCACAGUAAAGAGGGCUGAAGAUAAAUGCAUGCAACCAUUUUCAGAAAUUUCUUUGUAAAAAAAAAAAUAAUAUUUUUUUCCAUUCAGUUUUUUUAUUAUUUACCAAUUUAUGCUGGUAUAUCACAUAAAACCUCACACUUCCAUACAUUCUGUUUGUAAUAUGACAAAAUAUGGAAAACCUCAAGGAGUAUGAGUACAGGUCCUUCUCAAAAUAUUAGCAUAUUGUGAUAAAGUUCAUUAUUUUCCAUAAUGUCAUGAUGAAAAUUUA
This is a messenger RNA of Girardinichthys multiradiatus, 8564 nucleotides long. It is a transcript of the gene adcy9a, whose product is annotated as adenylate cyclase 9. Gene Ontology annotation, molecular function: adenylate cyclase activity. Bases 1939 to 6303 code for a protein of 1454 amino acids. Gene Ontology annotation, biological process: cyclic nucleotide biosynthetic process; adenylate cyclase-activating G protein-coupled receptor signaling pathway; intracellular signal transduction. The record is from RefSeq and is a predicted model, not a curated record. The transcript has 11 exons. NCBI's taxonomy places the organism in Eukaryota, Metazoa, Chordata, Actinopteri, Cyprinodontiformes, Goodeidae.